This is a messenger RNA of Toxotes jaculatrix (banded archerfish), 8532 nucleotides long. It is a transcript of the gene igsf10, whose product is annotated as immunoglobulin superfamily, member 10. The record is from RefSeq and is a predicted model, not a curated record. NCBI's taxonomy places the organism in Eukaryota, Metazoa, Chordata, Actinopteri, Toxotidae. Gene Ontology annotation, molecular function: protein binding. The transcript is spliced from 11 exons. Bases 107 to 7612 code for a protein of 2501 amino acids. Gene Ontology annotation, cellular component: extracellular region.
AGUUACGUUUUCUACAGCUGCUGAAGUGCGGUGGGUUUCAUUAAUGGUUCAGGACAGUGUGUAGCCCCCCUUUGCCCGUGCAGCUGAAGCCCCCUCCCCGUGCACAAUGAGUGCGUGUGCCUGCAGCGCUUCAUACCUGCGGAGGUGGCUGCUGAAGUCUCUGUUGUUCUUGGCUGCUGUGCUGCCGACGAGCGGUGACUGCCCCAGCUCCUGCGCCUGUUAUGUCCCCACCGAAGUGCAUUGCACCUUCAGAUACCUGACCGCAGUACCUGACCACAUCCAGCCAGCUGUGGAAAGAAUUAACCUCGGGUACAACAGUUUAACUGUCCUGAGGGAAAAUGAUCUUUCAGGACUUGAGAACUUAGAGCUGUUGAUGCUGCAUAGCAACAUUAUACACAGUAUUGAGGACAGAGCCUUCCAAGACCUCAGGUCCUUACAGGUCCUGAAGAUGUCCUAUAAUAAAGUUAAAAAAAUCAACAAAGAGACGUUGAAGGGUCUCGACAGUCUGCUGAGACUCCACAUGGACCACAACCACAUUGAUUUCAUCAGCCCGGAGGCUUUCUAUGGCCUAACCAACCUACAGUUGGUCCAUCUGGAGGGUAACCACCUCCAGCAGCUUCACCCAGACACUUUCAUCACACUGCGACACAGCCAAGUUUUCAAGGUGUCUUCAGUGAGAAACAUCCACCUGUCAGACAACCUCCUCACAACUCUGCCUGCAGAUGUUUUCUCAGGCUGCAGCCAGUUAGAGAAUGUCUUCCUCCAUGGCAACCCCUGGACAUGUGAUUGCCGAAUGAAGUGGUUCCCAGUGUGGGCACAGAGGAACACAGGUGUGCUGAAAUGCAAGCGAGACAGGAGAUAUCCAAGCGGACAGCUGUGUCCAGUUUGUGAAAAUCCUGCCCCUAACUAUAACAGACCUCUGUCCCUUCUCCCCAAUGAUGCCUUCACCUGUACCAAACCCUGGAUCCAGCCCCAUCUAAAACAGAAGAACAUCAGCCUGGAUGAGGGGGACUUUACUCCAGUAUCCCCCAAGGACUUCAUUGCCCCUUUAGGCUCCAUACAAAUGAACCUGACCGACCAGUUUCACAGUGAUGCCAGUUUAUCCUGCAUAGUUCAGAGGCCUUCUGCUUUUGAGAACCUGACCCAAACCCUGGAAGGGGAGGAGGGGAACAAUGUCACUGUGCUUACCGCUGGCAUAACUACAUAUCUGGUGUGUAAUGUUGAUUAUGAACACAUCCAGCAGCUGUGGCAGAUCCUGGCCACCUACAGUGACUCUCCCAUGAGACUAGAGAGAGGAUUAAUGCUGACCAGGACCCCAGAAAUGGUGUACAGGUACAGUCAGAUGAAAACAAACGAGGGAAAGGAAGGAAUUCACACAAACAUUGAGGCUGAAAUUAAAGCCUCCCCUGCAUGGUUGAUGCAGGGAGAGGUGAGCUUCCAGCUUGACCGCACUACAACCACUUACUCUACUCUGCACAUUAAGUACCAGUCUGUGGCCACCCUACGUGUGGAAAAAACAUCGCCUAAGAGGGACCGCUAUUCCUGGACCUUGAUCAAGAGAGAUAAUCAAACUGAGACUGAGCAUUCUGUACUUACAGGUGGUGUGGCACAACUGAACUGUCAAAUUCAGGGUGAACCAAAGCCCUUGUUGGAGUGGAUUUUACCUGAUGGAAGUAAGGUCAGAGCCCCUUACUCCAGUGAAGACAGGAGGAUCAUAAUCACUGCCGAAGGGAAGCUUACUCUGCGGGGAGCUGACGCCUCAGACACAGGCCUGUACCGAUGCAUUGCCACAAACUACCUGGAUGCAGAUAUCCUCGUGUUUCGAGUGACAGUUCUGUCCCCUGAUGUGGAAGAAACUGAGGUCAAUGGUGUACAGCUGUCAAGGUCACUGGGUGAAAAUCUGGUAUUCGACUGUAGCUCCUCUGGGAGUCCUGAGGCCUCAGUGCAGUGGAUCCUCCCUGAUCACUCGGUACUGGACAAGUCUCAUGGGAACAGAAAGGUGUAUAAGAACGGAACUCUGUUGAUUCAGGGGCUCACAGCGAGGGACCGAGGGUUUUAUAGGUGUUUGGUUGCUAAUCACCUGGGAGUUGACCUCCUUGUGUCUCAAGUCACAGUGACUGGCGAAACGUCUGAAAAGGUGACAGUUUUGGACACGGAGGGAUCAGGGAUGGAAACUGAGGUCAAGAUGGACCCUAGCUUGACAGAAAAGACAGUCGCUCACAAUGAGAUCCCCUCUUCCAGUCCCUCUGUCAAAACUAGCCAGGAAUCUAGGACCAUCACCUCAGAUCGACCUUACCCCAGACUCAGGUCACAGGGCAGAGGAGGCCCUGGAGGUAGAAUGGGACAGAGAAGGAGGGGGCCAGUCGGCAACAGACGCAUCUGGAGUAGUAGGGUCUUUGAUAAGGCAUCCAGGAAAGUGGACCCACAGAAAUUUGCUGAAUUAAUGAAGAAGGCUCAAGAUGGAUCGAAGAUAAAGAGUGACACAGAGAAAGAGAGGGUAAAAUAUGAAGACGCACAACCUGGUCUUUCUGGUGAUGGUGAAAUUGGCUCUGGUGAGGUUCAUAAUGAAGACCAUCUCAUCAUUGUGUCAGGGAUGGUCAAAUCAACUAUAGAUAAUCCACAAGAAAAUGAAAUAUUUAAGCAAGACAGCCAGACUGAAACAACAGCGACACAAAUGGGUCAGGGUCAUCAAGCUGUUGCUAUAGAAACCACAGUUAGUAAUCACAUCGAUUUAAGUAAAAUAACAGAUAAUACAAACACAGCAACAACAGAGUCAUAUAUGCAGUCAGACUCUCCACCAAUCAAGUCCACAUUCACAGACAUUCCAAGUUUUGUUGAGAAGACAGAGUUUUAUGCCCUGGAAAGAACCAGCAAACCACCCUCAAAUAUUCAACCAGUAACUCUCCAACUUACUGUGACAGACACUUCACAAGAAACUCAGCUCCAGUUCUCAGGAGAACAACCUGCAGAGCCAGAGACAUCCACAGGGGCGGCACUUUCAUUUACUACAGACCCUAAUGUUACUCCAAUGAGGGAUGGACCAGGCCCAGUGGAGCUUGUCAUCCAUACAGACCCAGAAAGCCAGACCACAUUCACAGCUGUCACCACCACAGAGAGACAGCAAGAUGAGAUCACCUUCCACACCACCCAAACAAUCAAAUCUCCACGCCUGCCUGCAGGAUCCACCAUUAUCUCCCGGCAGCAGAUCCAUAUCAUUCCACACAAGAACGGGAGAGGAGGAGGACGCAGGAGGACCUUCCAAGGCCGCAGGAGGAUCAUAAAGCCCAACAGGAUCACAGACAUACAGUCCUUCAUUAAUAAACUUAAACAACCCUCAGUGAAGAAAGAAGGGAAUGCCUCAGUGCCAUAUCGAAUUGAACUUACUACAGACUGUGACUGUGAUGAAGACAAAAAGAGGACAACGGCCACUAAUGUGCAGGUGGUCGCACCAACAGCUUCCACCAGUUCAUCUUUACACAGAACAGAUAUACCUGCCACUACACAAAAAAUAGCCGCUUCCUCAACAAACUUGGGCAGGCUAAGGAGGCCAUUAAUCAUUCCUAAAACCUCAACCACAGCACAAACUACAACAGUGACCUUAACCACAACUCCUGCUGCUAUGCCUACCACCCCAGCAAACUCACUGGCUGAACCUGAGACUCUGUCCCCAUCCCGACACACAGAGAACAGAGAGAGCUCAUUAGAUGAUGACUAUGGAGAUUUAUCCUCUGCAGAUUUUGAGUUCACUACACUGGCACCAAGCUUUCAACAUAUAACUACUACCAGUUCUUCCUAUCACUCCAGGCUCUCCACCACUGCUGAAACACCACCAGAAUCACAGACUCUACCCUCUCCACCUACUGUCAGACCACCUUCAAUUAAAAGUCCUGAUGAAGCCUCAUCAUCUGGGUCUGGUGGAUUCCCUGAUAACUGGUUUGUAAUCAGACAGAGACCUGGUGGGACAAGAGGGCGGCAAGGGCGGAGAAGGAGGCCCUUUAGGGGCAGGAGACCAUUCAAGAAACCUGGAAUCAUUAAAGUACAUCCUACUACCCCAACUGAGGCUUCAACUACAGAGGCAACAACUAUGGAUGCUACAACCCCACUACCUCAACGGACUGUUUCACUCUUCAAGCCUCUGAACAUGCCAUCCAGGAAAGAGGACAGAACCACGGUAGCUGUAGUAGAAACAUCAAAGGAGGAGAAUGACCCUUAUGAGGAAUUUGCCUGGAGCACACCUAGCAGUUUGCCAGCAGCCUUUACUACAGCCAAGACACCUUUUAUCACCUCAGCAUAUUACCCUACCACCACUUUGAUGCCAACUACCACAAAAGGGUCUUACGCAACAGUUCAGACUAGAGUUCACAGCAACAUCAGACCCCCAACACAGAGGAACAAUGAUCACAUCACUCGCAGGCCACCAACGAGGAGAAUCAGACCUACUGUUCAAAGCAGUGCUGCCAAAGGCAGUGCAGAUAAAGGCCUUAACUUUGACACAGUGACCAUCCUUACAGCUGAGCACAAAUACAUCAGCACCCCUGUGCCACACAACAACAUAGGCGCACACAAUACCAUCUCUAGUGUUUAUGAUCAUGUCACUGGCAAUGAAGCUACAAGUGUCAGUAUUGCUGGCUUUGAGCCCACCACAAGGGUCAUGACAAGCAAACCUAAGAUAGUUGGGGGCAACGCAGCCAGCUUUACCGUUUUGUCCAACUCAGAUGCUUUCCUGCCAUGUGAGGCUAUUGGAAACCCCCAGCCAGAUAUAACCUGGAAACGCUUCUCCUCAAGCACAGGGAGCACCGUUACCAUUAAAGGGAGGAUUGGAAAGUUUGAGGUGUUGAGCAAUGGCACACUGUUCAUCCAGAAUGCCAACAUUAAGGAUCGUGGCCAGUACCUCUGUCUAGCUGAGAAUGAUCAUGGAUCAGAUAAACUUCUUGUCACCCUCUCUGUGGUGGCCUAUCCUUCACGCAUCCUGGAGCCAAAAAUGCGUGAAAUAAAAUCCCAUGCAGGAAACACUGUUGAGAUUAAAUGUAAAGCAGAGGGUCGACCCACGCCCAUGAUAUCCUGGAUCUUGGCCAACAGGACCCAAGUCAGAGGUCAAAACAAAGAUAAGGGAAGGGUAUCAGUAUCUGCUGAGGGGACACUGACCAUUGAGCAUGUGUCUGUUUAUGACAGAGGUCAUUACAAAUGCAUUGCCAGUAAUCCGGCUGGAGCUGAUACCGCUACAGUCCGGCUGCAGGUGGUGGCAGCUCCACCAGGCAUCAUGGAGGAGAAACGGCAGCAGCUCAAAGCUACUGUAAGUGAAAACUUGUGGCUACCCUGCACUGGCCAAGGCAGCCCUCGGCCUGCUAUUCACUGGGUCCUCCAUGAUGGGACAAUGGUACGAUCUAAUAGACCUGCCAGAGACACAAAGAUAUCAGUGUUCGAGAAUGGGACACUCCACAUUAAGGAUCUGAGUCCAGGAGACAGUGGGAAAUAUGAAUGUAUUGCUACCAGCUCUACUGGCUCAGAGCGAAGGGUGGUGACUCUGACAGUCGAGAUGCAGGAGUCUGUGCCUCAAAUAGUGGAGACAUCCCAGCGCAUUACAGAGCUGUCCUUUGGGGAUCAGUUGAGACUAAACUGUUCAGCGACAGGAGACCCCAAACCUAGGAUCAUCUGGAGGCUGCCUUCUAAAGCUGUGGUGGACCGGUGGCACAGGAUGGGCAGCAGAAUCCAGGUCCUGGAUAAUGGUACUCUUACCAUUAACACUGUGAGUGAUAAGGAUACUGGAGACUAUCUCUGUGUGGCACGAAGCAGGAUUGGCGAUGAUCUCCAGCUCAUGAGGGUCAGUGUGUCAAUGAAGCCAGCCAAAAUAGAGCCUAAGGUCUAUGGCAAGAAGCAGAUACCCUUUGGUAAUGAUUUGAAGGUCGACUGUAAAGCUUCUGGAGCACCAAAGCCAGAGAUCUCCUGGGGUCUACCAGAUGGUACAGUGGUCAACAGCGCUCUGCAGUCUGAUGCCAGCAGUGGAGGAGGACGAGCACGGCGCUACACUCUGUUUGACAAUGGAACUCUUUACGUAAACCAGGUUGGUAUGGCAGAGGAAGGGGACUACACUUGCUAUGCUGAGAACCAGGUGGGCAAGGAUGAGAUGCAUGUACAUAUCACUGUGGUGACAGCUGCCCCCAGGAUACGUCCACCUAGCCAGACCUAUGCCAGGGUGAGGCCCGGAGGGAACAUGCGCUUUGACUGUGAAGCACUGGGGGAACCUAAACCCAAGAUCCUGUGGAUGCUGCCUACCAACGAUGUAAUUGCAGCAUCGAAUGAACGCUACCUAAUGCAUGUCAAUGGUUCUCUGGAUAUAAGGGAUGUGAAGCUUAUUGAUGCUGGAGAAUACGUUUGUAUGGCCCGCAACCCGGCUGGAGAAAAUAGAAAAGACUACAAGCUUGAUAUAGAUGGGAAUCCACCAGUGAUCAAUGGCUACCAUCAGAACAGGACUGUAAUAAAAGAUGUAGCUGCUAAAUACUCCAGGAAAUUAAUAGACUGCAAAGCUGAGGGUGAUCCCACUCCUAGUAUCACUUGGAUUAUGCCUGAUAAUAUCUUCUUGACAGCACCAUACUUUGGCAGCAGGAUUAAUGUCCACCAUAAUGGGACAUUAGAGAUUCGUAAUGUGCGGCCAACUGAUACAGCAGAGUUCAUAUGUGUGGCGCGGAAUGAUGGAGGAGAAGCAGUAAUGGUGGUGCAGCUGGAGGUGACCAGUAUGCUCCGAAGGCCGAUCUUCAAGAACCCUUACAAUGAACGUAUUGUGUCUCGGAUUGGGAAAACCACAGUUCUGAACUGCUCUGCUGAUGGACACCCAAUCCCGGAGAUCAUCUGGACUUUACCUAAUGGAACACGGUUUACUGGUGGACCCGACCGGGGCUCUCGCCACCACCUAGGCAGCGAUGGGACUUUGAUUAUCUACAACCCUCGCAAAGAGGACGCUGGGAAGUACCGCUGUGGUGCCAAGAAUUUCAUGGGCUACAUAGAGAAGCUAAUCAUUGUAGAUUUAGGGCAGAAGCCAUACAUUCUGACAAGGCCUAGAGGCAUCAUACGCAGUGUGUCUGGGGAACCUCUCUUCCUUCACUGCCUAUCUGAUGGAAGUCCCAGACCCAGGAUCUACUGGACCAUUCCUGGUGGCCACACUCUUACUCGGCCUCAAGUGCUUGGACGCUACCAGCUGUUAGAGAAUGGUACUUUGGUUGUUCAAGAUACUGCUCUCCACGAUCGUGGGAACUACAUCUGCAGAGCUCGGAACGAUGCUGGGGAGGCUGUGCUCACUGUCCCUGUUGUUAUCAUCGCUUACGCUCCACGGAUCACAGCAGGGCCACCUCCCAGUGUGAGGGUAGUGACCGGAACACCUAUCCAGCUCAACUGUGCCGCCAUUGGAAUCCCCAAGCCAGAGAUAACAUGGCAACUGCCCGAUCGUUCAGUUCUGUCAACGGCAGAACAGGGCCGGCCUAUGGGUAGUGAGCUGCUCCACCCUCAGGGCACACUUAUCAUCCAGAGGCCCACAGCCUCAGACUCUGGCACAUACAAGUGCCUGGCAAAGAACCACCUAGGUACAGACUCGAAGGUCACAUAUGUACAUGUCCUGUGAGAAAAACAGAAAGUGAGGGAGGACAGUGGUAUAUCUGAAUGUAAACAUUAGCAGACACGCAGCCUUGUGUUGUUAAUGUACAGUACACGCUUUCUCACGUGGAUUUGUGAGGAUCACGGCUUGUGGAAUAUUAGUUUAAAAAGUGACAGACCUGAAUUAAAAAAUAAACAGCACAGGAAGAGAAAGGAAACAGACAUUUUAAAGGGAAAAAAAUGUUUUUUUUAAACUGGAAAACCCAGCCUGGGGCUAAAAAGUUGUUAUUGUAACUUUGGAACUGGGGGCCUGGAAAUUCAUAGGUGGUUCACAUUUGGGGUGGUCCUCAUGGGAGUAAAAGGGCGUGUGCAUAGAGUCAAACUUAAAGUGAUUCUCUGACCAGGCAUUGCUGGCCGCACACAGGGAUACUAUUACAGCAUUGUGUAGCAGAUUGAAUGUGAGAAAAAAAGGCUCCCCAGAGGAUUUUAAUACCCUUUAGACAGUGGCCAAAAGUUGCUGCUGUCAUGACAUGUUGCUUUGUGCUUUAACAGAAAAUAAAAAGGACAACAGGUAUAUAGUAAUAUAUCUUUCAAGGGCAAUUCAUUCAUUUUUCAAAGUGGAAAGAAAUUGGUUUAUUCAAAAAAAUAUAAGUGGCUUGUUUUACACUGGAUACAUAUCUGCACGUACAGUUCAAUGCUUUCAUACCGGAAUGGCAUCAGAUUUCUUUAUUAUUCUUUCAGUUUAAAGCAGAUUCCUUUAUGUCUAUUUGCAGCGCAGGUCAUUGGUGGAAAAAAAAUACAAAAACACACCAUCAACCUAUUGUGUUGUACACAAGAAUUUACAGUAAUGUUAUACAUUAUGCUUAUCUGUAAUAAUACAGUAUAAGUAUAUCUAUUUGUAGUAUCUACUUUAUCAAAGUAUGAGAGAAAAAAAUGAAAUUAAAACGU